Molecule: messenger RNA, 2992 nt
Organism: Cuculus canorus (common cuckoo)
Lineage: Eukaryota; Metazoa; Chordata; Aves; Cuculiformes; Cuculidae
Gene: INO80E
Product: INO80 complex subunit E
Exons: 6
Coding region: 34-480 (148 amino acids)
Biological process (GO): chromatin remodeling
Cellular component (GO): Ino80 complex; nucleus
Source: RefSeq, a predicted model, not a curated record
GCCGAUCCCGCCCCACGUGAUGUUACGCGGGCGAUGGCGGCGCUGAACGGGGCGGUCGAGGCGGAGGGCGGCGGCGGCUGCAAACGGCGAUACCGGGCGCUGAAGAGGCGGCUGCGGCUGCUGCUCUACGAGCAGGAAUGCUUCCAGGAGGAGCUGCGCCGCGCCCAGCGUAAGCUCCUGAAGGUCUCGAGGGACAAAAGUUUCCUCCUGGACCGUCUGCUGCAGUACGAGAACGUGGAUGACGAUUCCUCCGAUUCAGAGGCAACAGCAUCGUCUGAGAACAGUGACGGGGAGGGGGCGAAGGAGCCGACACCUGCCAAGAGGUGCCACUCGCCCUCCCCGCCCCCACCUGCCCCCCCCCCUGCCCCGGCCUCCUCCGGCGCCCUUUGUGACGGCGCUGGCGCCCCCCGAGCCGCCCCCAACACUGCCACGGCGGCUCCUGAGCGACGGUCCCGAGGGCAGCGACGGCGAUGGCGGUGAUGGCGACAAUGAGGAUGAUGACAACGGCGAUGAUGAGCUCGUCAUUGACAUCCCCGAGUGAGGCAGUGAUCGGCUGUUGAUUGGCCAUUGAUCGGCGAUCGAUGGGCGAUUGGCAGCCCCGAGGGAUGGACUGGGGGGACUCAGCCCCGAGGGAUCGAUUGAGUGAUGGAUUGAGUGAUUGACAGCUCCAGGUGAUCGAUUGAGUGAUCGACAGCCCUGAGUGAUCAAUCGAGUGAUUGAAUGAUAGCCCAGAGUGAUCGAUUGAGUGAAUGACAUCCCUGAGUGGCCAGUGGAUUGAGUGAUUGGCAGCCCCAGAGUAAUCGAGUAGCAAUGAAUUAGCGAUCGAUUAACACCAGUUUGGGGAAAAAAACCAGAAUUUCAUAGAAUCAUGGAACCAUAGAAUAGUUUGGGUUGGAGGGAUGUUAAAGCCCAUCCAGUUCCAACCCCUCUGCCACUGGAUCAGGCUGCCCAAGGCGCAUCCAACCUGGCCUUGAACACCUCCAGGGAUGGGGCAGCUACAGCUUCCCUGGGCAGCCUGGGCCAGUGCUUCACCCCUCUCAUGGUGAAGAAAUUCUUCCUUAUGUCCAGUCUAAAUCCACCCCUCUCCAGUUUAUCCCUGUUCCCCCUGCUCCUAUCCCCGCAAGGCUUUACGAACAGCCCCUCUCCAGCUUCCUCAUAGCCCCUGCAGGUCUCCUCCGAGCCUUCUCCAGGCUGAACAGGCCAAACUCUCUCAGCCUGUCCGCCGUGCUCCAGCCCUCAGAUCCUCUUUGCAGUCCCCUCUGUUCCUGUUCCAACAGCUCCAUCUCCUUAUGAUGAGGAUUCCAGAACUGGACACAGGACUCCAGAUGAGGUCUCACUAGAGGGGCAGAAUCCCCUCCCUCCUGGCUGCGCUUCUUUUGAUGCAGCCCAGGAGACGGUUGGUUUCUGGGCUGUGAGUGCACGUUGCUGGCUCGUGUCGAGCUUAUCAACCAGCGCCCCGAGUCGUUCUCAAGGCUGCUCUCCAUCCCAUCAUCCCCCAUCCUGGAUUGAAACUGCCCUGACCCAGGUGUAGGACCUUGGCCUCGUUGAACCUCAUAAGGUUCUCCAGCCCCACUUCUCCUGCUUGUCCAGGUCCCUCUGGAUGACAUCCUGUCCUUCUGGUCUGGCAACUGAACCACUCAGCUUAGUGUCACCUCCAAACUCGCUGAGGGUGCCCUCGAUCUCGCUGUCAGUAUCAUUGAUAUUGAUAUUGAACAGCACCGGUCCCACAGGGACCCCUGAGGGACACCACUCGUCACAGAUCUCCCUCUGGACGUUGAGCCAUUGGCUCUUUGAAUAUGACCAUCCAACCAGUUUCCUACCCACCACCCACUGAAUCCAGAUGUCUCCGAUUUAGAGAGAAGGAUGUUGUGGGGGAUCGCCUCAAAGGCUUCACAGAAGUCCAGACAGAUCACAUCUCUUGGUUUACCCAUCUCCACUGCUGCGGUUACCCCAUCCUAGAAAGCCACCAAGUUGGUCAGACAGGACUUUGCCCUGGUGAAGCCACACUGGCCGCCAUUCAUGGCCUCUCUGCCCUCCACGGGUUUUAGCAGAGCUCGGAGGAUCUGUUCCAUGAGCUUCCCAGGCACACAGGUGAGGCUGACAGGUCGGUAGUUCUCAGGGUCAUCUUUCCCACCUUUUUUAAAAAUGGGGACAGUGUCGCCCUUCUUCCGAUCACCGGGGAGUUCUCCUGACUGACGGUACUUUUCAAAUAUCACAGAGAGUGGCUCGGCUGCCGCGUUUGCCGAUUCCCUCAGGACUCUGGGAUGCCUCUCAUUAGAGAUGUUCAGGCUCCUCAGGUGGUCACGAACCUGAUCGUCCUCUACUGUGGGAGGGGGUCUCCCUGCCCCCCAUCCCGGUCCCUGAUGCCCCUCGAGGGGUGAGGAGAACGGUUAUCAGUGAAGUCUGAGGCAAAUAAGUACCUCAGUGUUCUCGCCUGGUGAUACGUGAUCUUCCUCUUGAUGGACGGACCUGUAGAAGCCCUUCCCGUUAGUCUUUGCUUCCCUUGCCAAGGUCCGCUCCAGCUGCGCUUUCCUGAGUUCAUCCCUGCUCACCGGGGCGGCGUCUCUACGCGCGUCCCAGGUUCCUGUCCCUGCUUGCACCGCCACGGCAGCUCCUUCUCCUUUAGUUUGACCAGCCACGCCGGUCCCUUCCCGGGGAAUUUGGGGGAAAAAACCCAAACAUUUCAGGUGGGAAAAAUGUGGGGGGAAAAAUGGUGUCAAGAGGGGAAAAUGGGGUUUUCUGUGGAAAAAAAAAAUGAAUUUUGUGGGUUGGAAAUAUAAAAAUGAUAAGUUUUGGUCGAAAAAUGGUGGGGUUUGGGUGAAAAUGAUGGAAAGUGAGAGAAAAAAUAAUUGGGAGGAAAAUUGGGGAAGAAGCCCAUUUUGGGGGGAAAAGAGGAAUUUGGGGAAAAAUCAGCUUUUUGGGGUAAAAUGUUACUUUUGGGGAAAGGGAGAAAUCUCUGAAAGGAAAAUUAAAUUUUUGAAGGGAAAAAACC